AUAAGCUCCCAUUUAAACACACCAAACACCUGCGCUCAUCUUCGCUUGCGCAGGAUAGUCAAGCACAAGCAGCUGUGUCAUCUGCUUUGUGUUUACUCAAAUCAAAACAACCUCAAAUUCAGAGCAAAAAUAACAUAGAAGAUGGUUUUUGCAGUUGGUCGACCUCUACUCGCCCUUAUUACUACCAGACUCGUCUCUUGUAGAUUCAGCGCCAUGGCCACAGCAGACAACUGGAAGAACGCAUCUUCAAUUUACGACUUCACUGUCAAGGAUAUCAAGGGCAAUGAGGUAUCCCUGGAAAAGUAUAAGGGACACGUUUGCAUCAUUGUGAAUGUGGCCUCAAAGUGCGGACUGACCGCUACCAACUACAAGGAGCUGGCCGAGCUGCACGACAAAUACCAUGAGAGCAAGGGCCUCAGGAUUCUGGCCUUCCCAUGCAACCAGUUCGGUGGACAAGAACCAGGGUCCUCAGAAGACAUCGUUUGCUUUGCAAUGAAGAACAACGCCAACUUUGACCUGUUUGAGAAAGUUGAUGUCAAUGGGGACAACGCUUCUCCUCUGUGGAAAUACCUGAAAAGCAAGCAGGGUGGCACCCUGGGAAAUUUCAUCAAGUGGAACUUCACCAAGUUUGUGAUUGACAAAAAUGGACAACCCGUUGAGAGACACGGCCCAACUGAUGAGCCACUGAAAUUUGAGAAGAAUUUGGAGAAGUACUGGUAAAGUAUAUCUCAAAUGUGGUGCCAUUCGGACAACAUCUUUACAACACGCCGUUGUCAUCACUUUUUGUCUCCCUUUGACCUCUUUAAAUUGUUCUGCAUUUUGAACAUUAGCAAACUGGAAUUGUUUGACAAAAAGUAGUAUUCCUUAUCUUCAAAGACUGCUGAUAUUUUCACUAACUUCCUAAAGCAGCGUGUUGAUUUCUUUGUUGACAUCUAUUUGAAAAUCAUGUUCCAAUUUAAACCAAAGUAAUUACGUUGUUAGUGUCGCAACACAAUGGUGAAUGGCUUGUUAGCACAUGGUGUGCAUUUUGUUAAUUGACAUGAAAUAAAUUUUUUAUUAACGGGAACUUAUUAAGAAGAUUAAAA
Molecule: messenger RNA, 1085 nt
Organism: Cloeon dipterum
Lineage: Eukaryota; Metazoa; Arthropoda; Insecta; Ephemeroptera; Baetidae
Gene: Gtpx
Product: Glutathione peroxidase homolog with thioredoxin peroxidase activity
Exons: 7
Coding region: 142-720 (192 amino acids)
Biological process (GO): response to oxidative stress
Molecular function (GO): glutathione peroxidase activity
Source: RefSeq, a predicted model, not a curated record